AUGAGCAAGGACAAGGAGGAGAAACAGCUCUUGGAAGAUGCCUCCACGCUUUUGAUGUUCGCUAACGCCGCUGCCCGGCAACGAUCUCCGCCAUCGCCGCUGGCUCAAGGUAACCAACAACAACGUCUGCCCCAUGCCCAGCUGGCGGCUAUUCCAGUCCAGCACCCGUUUCCCCCUGAACACAAGCCUCUGUUUGAUCAUAACAGACCAUACGACCAGCCUGCCCCUCCAGCCGUCUACCCGCCAAUCCAGGCGCAAACGAACUUUGGCAGCCACCAGGACGUCAGCAACACAUCCCAAGGCGUGCAGCAGCAGCGGCCUCAUUUUUCUCCGCACACCGCUCUACCGCAUAUGGUGCCCACACAAGCAUACUACUCCUACGCCUUCGGCGCGGGCGCAGCGCUACCGCCCAAACAGCCUGUGCAGAAUCUGUACUCUCCUCCAGGAGAACCAGAUCAGCAGCCUCGCCGUGCGCUGACAGCUUUUCCCUCAUCGUUGCCUCUACAAUCGAGUACCUCGGCUCAGAGCGUUUUGCCAGCCCAGGGCAAGUUUCAAACCCAUGUACGCACGCCUUCCGGUGGGUACUAUCCACACAGGCUGCCCCCAGGCCACGUUACGUCUCCCGGCCCAGCAAGCAUGGUGCUUUCUCGGGGAAUCAAUGUGGAGUCGGGCAAGAGAAACACAAACAAUGCAGUCAUUGCCGCAGCAGCUUUAGCGGCUGCUGCUGACAUUCCUCUUCCUUUGAAAGCUGCAGAAAAGGAAAAGCGAGAAAAUGAAACCAAGACCAUCGACAGUACGCGGGAACCGAAAGCAGACAUUUCAUCAGACACAAAGUGGGAGAAAUCAGUGCAACCGAAGAAAGAAGACACACUGGAAGCCGUUGCAGGACAGGUCUCGGGAAAGCCCGAAGCGCCAGCAGCAACAAAUCAAGCGCCGAUAUCCACGGCUCAAGCACAAGAAAACCUCCAGCGUGAAGCAGUUCUUACAGAGCCGGAAGACGAUGCACAAACAGAUGAAGAACCUUUGAUAGAUGAACCAAUCAAACCCGACACUCCGCAAAGCAUGACAGAAGCUGAAGUGGCGGACCCUGGUGUUGACGGAAACGAAUCUAAAACUGAACCGGAAACAGUCAUUGUCAAGAGGGAAUCCACUCCGAUUCCGCCACUCGAUUCCUACAAAGUUGACCCAGAUUCUGGUGUCAUCGGUUGCAUAUGUGGAAUCGAAGAAGAUGAUGGCUUUACUAUCCAGUGUGAUGUCUGUUUCCGUUGGCAGCAUUGCAUGUGUAUGGGGUACCAAACUAACGAGGAAGUUCCCGAAGACGUGUACAAGUGUUAUUACUGUGAUGAGUCAAAGUGGAACAAAUUUGAUCCCUCCACAUGCCGAAACGAUACACUUCACAGACUAGAUUUGGAGAGAGUAAAUGAGCCAGAAGCACCACCAGCAACUAAACGAAAGUCUCUGACGUCCGGAAGCGAUGACAAGAAAAGAAGAAAAUCUGAAAAAGAUGCCAAAUACGCUUCCGAAAAGCAAGGUGGAGAAAAACGCAAAGUUUCUGGCUCUAACGCAUCAUCCUCUGCAUCUACAGUGCAGUCAGCCACAAUCAAUAUUUGCAACAAGAAUAACACUCAACUUGAGGACGGAGUAUCUGCAGAAGCUUAUCAAGGAGUGUACUAUAAAUUGACAGCCAAUGAUUUCAAAACCCCAUACGUCAAGGAAACAAUGGCUCGUUUGGGCGAUGUCGUCGGGAAAGGUAAUUUUCCUGGCAUCGAAACUCUUCCAUUAUCUCAAUUUCAAUCCAUCGAAUUGAGCAAAGUUAUUUUGCCCAAUUAUCAAAAGCAUUUACAAGAGAAGCAAGAUGGGCGCCGAAACAAGCACUGUAAUGGAACCUCAAUCCAGGUUAAGACGUACAGCGAUAACCCUAAGCAAAAAUAUGUUAGUGUUCCAAAAAUCGGAGUUUUCAUUUCGGGAAAUCAGAAGUCUCCGGAACAAGAAGUUACAAUUUCUUCAGGUACAGCGAUCAUAGAGUACUUGGGAGAAGUUGAUUUUUUUGAUCUGUAUGCUACAAAUUGCGUUAAUCAAUAUGGUACUUGGGGUACUGUGAAGCCAAAGGUAGUGAGAGUGGAACUACCUAAUACAAAUUCCUCGGAAUCAUCUUCAUUUGUUGUUGAUUCCAGGUUUGUGGGCAAUGAGGCGAGGUUUAUUCGCAAAUCUUGUAUCCAUGCCGCAAACUGUGAAAUCAGGCCCAUUUAUAUUCCUGAACUCAAAACAUUCAAAUUCGUCGUUUACACCACGAAACCUAUAGUACUUAAAGGAGAAGUUAUGGAGGAGGAGUUAAGGCUUCCUUGGCAAUGGGAUGUGCAUCAUCCAAUCAAGAAAAUGAUCAAGCAAACAGCCAGUGGCGAGUUUGAAGAAGGAGCAAAGUUUGAUGAUUUCGAAGACGAAGAAAAGGUUCUUCUUGUCUCCGGUGUCGACAAGAUUUUGAACUUUGUAGAAUGUGCCUGCAACACCACUUCCAUGAAUCUGAUUUGUCUGAUCUUCAAAGUGAAAAAGGCGACUUCAUAUUUAUUGCGCUCUACAAGAAAAGCGUCUAGCCUUUCAAAUGCUGGGUUUAACAAAUCUAAGGAGGAAUUAGUGAUGCCGAAGAAGGAACGAGAAUUUUUCUCUUGGAUACAGCGAUUAAAGGAAAGAGAUGAAUCUAUUUAUCUGGCUAUUUUUGCUGGUGAUUUACUACACGAACGAAGUGAUGACGAGGAAUAUGGCUCAGAUCUAAAUGCUACAAGCAGAGAAGGUUCUGUUUCGGUGCAAAAGGUUAUAGAUGAAGCCAACGUCAAAACUCCGUACAAGCGGAGAAUGUUCGCUCAAGGCAAACGGUACGCAUCAAAGAAGUUUAAGAUCGAGUCUGGUACUCCUGAAAGCGUAAAUGAUGCAGAAGUUUUGCUUAGUGUUCCCAAGAUCAUUGCUGUACCGUUGGUUGAUGAUAUUUUGACUACAAUAAAGGAGACGGUGAAAAACAAAUUGCACCUCCCUGGAAAGCUUACCAAUACAGCUUCUUCCACAGUAAAGAAGGAAGUAACGUCUGCUAAUCCUGUUCCUUCAGUUCUUAUGCAAAAGGACAAAGUGCCUGACAUAAAAAAGGUUGGCGAAGAUGCGCCAGUGACUGGCCAGCCUAAACCACCGACAGUCAAGAAACUUUCAUUCGCAGACUACAAGAAGAAAAUGAAAUGA
This is a messenger RNA of Clavispora lusitaniae ATCC 42720, 3225 nucleotides long. RefSeq names its product histone-binding protein (gene SET3). The record is from RefSeq and is a predicted model, not a curated record. Gene Ontology annotation, biological process: regulation of DNA-templated transcription. NCBI's taxonomy places the organism in Eukaryota, Fungi, Ascomycota, Pichiomycetes, Serinales, Metschnikowiaceae. Gene Ontology annotation, cellular component: Set3 complex; Rpd3L-Expanded complex.